AUGAAUGCUAGUGAAGCAGAUAAGGCUGAUGCUGCUUGUAAUUGUAUGACGCUUUUUGGAAUGAAUUUUGAACAACCUCAGACCCCAAAAGCAAAAACAACAAGAGAACAGAACGGAACCCAAGCCAAGCUCGAGAUCAAAGGUGGGUCCGGCCCUUACUUUGAGCUUCAUAGCCUCUAUGUUCCCAUGGAUGUUAAGGAGAGUCUUUUGUUGCUGAUUGCGAGGCACAUGAGGGAGAGGAGUUCACUGGACGCUUUCCAACUCUUUUCCCACAGACUUGAGAAGGAUCCGUCGGAAGAGACCAUAAGAAGUCUGCAAGAAACUUCGUAG
Molecule: messenger RNA, 330 nt
Organism: Dovyalis caffra
Lineage: Eukaryota; Viridiplantae; Streptophyta; Magnoliopsida; Malpighiales; Salicaceae
Source: the annotation of a GenBank genome assembly